AAGUGGCCCUUGAAGGCACAGACAGUAUCGUGAUUACUCAUUACCCUACUUUGACUGUUAACAUUUCCGAUUCCCCAUCGCCGCCGACGCCGCCGGGAAGCGCCGUCGCCAUGAAGAACUGCAGCCUACGCCGCCGCCUCAGACCAAGCGGCGCCAUGGAGGACAAGAGCUCUGGGUCCGGCCAGAAGGAAGAGGCGAGCACGACCAACCUUCCGGCGGAGGAGGCAGUGCCGGCGGCGGCCAGCCUCCUCACGGAUGACCUCAUCUUUGAGAUCCUCUCCCGCCUCCCCGCCAGGUCCGUCCACCGCUUCAAGUGCGUCUCCCCGUCCUGGCGCGACCUCAUCGCCGACCCCGCCAACCGCAAGAAGCUGUCCCAGACCCUCGCCGGCUUCGUCUACUGCACCCACGACACCUACGGCACCUCUGACCCCUUGUUCCACCACCCCCACUUCGCCAACGUCUCCGUCGGCGCAGGCGCAGCCCCGCCGGUGGACCUGUCCCUCCCUUUCUUGCCACCCGACGAAUACUGGCACGUCGCCCAGCUGGACACCUGCAAUGGCCUCCUCCUCUGCCUUGGCUACAUGGACCCUUGUGCUUCCACGGACAUGAAUUCGCCGGUUGAAGCCCGUUUCAUCGUGUGCAAUCCGGCCACCGAGAUGUGGGUCGACCUGCCCCCUAACCCGGAGGUGCGAACCGACCAUCGCAUCUUAGCUCGCUUGGCUUUUGAUCCAGCAGCCUCGUCCCAUUUCCAUGUUCUUCACUUUGAGGAGAUUGGUCUGGAGAAACUCGUCACGGGAGUGAACAUCUACUCUUCGCAAACUGGAGCCUGGAAGCACAGACAUAGCCCGUUGGUUGAGAGAAUUAGCCUGCGCGCUGGCCUUACAAGUGUCUUCUUUCAUGGUAUGCUGCACUUGCUUGGUGUUCUGAAACCCACGAAGAAAGACGACGAUGUGCUGCUGGUAGCAGUGGACAUGGAGGGGCAGGUGUGGAAGACUAUCCGUCUGCCAUCAGGUGGUUUGAGUUUUACAAUUGGACUGUCACAGGGGUGCUUGCACUACGCUACCACACCCCUAGCUACUGUCGACAAGAGCAAGAAGCAGAGUACCACACUGGUAGCAUCACUCUGGUGCAUGAAGGAUUAUGAUAGCAAACAAUGGAUCCUCAAGCAUAGCGUCAGCCAUGAUGAGUUGCAGAGCAUAACUAGGAUGGAGUACAAGGUGACUGCUAUUCAUCCAGACUGUGACCUUAUUUUCUUGGAUUCAUGUGUUGGUGAUACAUUGGCAUCAUACGACAUGCAACAUCGGAAAUUCCGUCGAAUCCUUAAUCUUCAGGAAAACAGGGCAGCGGUAUUUCUACCCUAUGUUCCACUGUUCUCAGGCUCGUUAGCAGGUGCAGAUGGGCAGUAGUGUUACCUACAAAUCCAAGCUUGUGCUUCCACCCAAGAAUUGGCUCUUCUGCAGGCGGAACUGUUUGUUUGUUGAUUUCUGGAUCCACCUAAAUCAUGUCAUCCAAUUGGCUCUUCUGCGGAGCAAUCCCUGGUAACCUUAGGGAUUAAGCAUAUUGCAAUUUUCAGAGAACGUUGUUACUGUUCUUCUUGUUUGUGUAGCCAUUAUCCUGGAUACGAAGUGGUUUCCUGUGGUUGAAUUGUUCUGUAAUUUGGUUUUCUUGGCGAUAAUAUCUAAGGAUUAUGUGUCCUAACUCCUAAUGUUGUGAGUGUAGUCUGUAAACUUUGUAGUCCUCAGAAUUUCGGUGAUGCAUUGCUAUUUAUCAAGGUCGUUUUAUCUC
Molecule: messenger RNA, 1785 nt
Organism: Hordeum vulgare subsp. vulgare (domesticated barley)
Lineage: Eukaryota; Viridiplantae; Streptophyta; Magnoliopsida; Poales; Poaceae
Product: F-box protein At1g30790-like
Exons: 2
Coding region: 111-1406 (431 amino acids)
Molecular function (GO): protein binding
Source: RefSeq, a predicted model, not a curated record